Messenger RNA from Sitodiplosis mosellana (orange wheat blossom midge), 1918 nucleotides. RefSeq names its product trimeric intracellular cation channel type 1B.1. The transcript is spliced from 6 exons. The coding region runs from base 469 to 1296 and encodes 275 amino acids. The record is from RefSeq and is a predicted model, not a curated record. Gene Ontology annotation, cellular component: membrane. Lineage: Eukaryota; Metazoa; Arthropoda; Insecta; Diptera; Cecidomyiidae. Gene Ontology annotation, biological process: potassium ion transmembrane transport. Gene Ontology annotation, molecular function: identical protein binding; potassium channel activity.
AGUUUAGUUUUGACAUGUAUUUACAGUACACAGCUGCUUGUGGCCCAUAACUAAAAUUAGAUUUAUUUGUGUGCGCACGGUGUAUUGUGUGCGAUCGUCGGAUUCGCCGGUCUCUGCGAGACAAAAAUCAUACGAAAAAAAAAAACACAUUAAGCGCCGUGAAUAAAUCUAAAUUUAAACCAAGAGCAAAACAGUAAGAAUAGACGAAGCAUCGAUUGCGGUCGGUUGCCGUUGUGUGUGGUUCUUUUUUGAAUCAUUUCAUUUUUAGCUUGGUCUUUUUUGUAGCUGUGUAUUCAACGCAGAUUCGGAAAAUGUAUCAUUUUCUCCAUUGAAAAUCGCAAAAGUAUUGUCUCUCUCACUCACACUCACUUGUACUGAUCGAGCGAAAUUCAACAAAGAGCAAAUAUUUAAUUCGAUAAAUAUUUGAAAACCAAAGCGAACGACGACGACGAAAUUUUGCAGUACAAAAUGGAUCCAGAGGCAUUUUUGGAUAUGGCCAAUCAGGUCAUUAAAUUGAAAAUGUUCCCGUAUUUUGACAUUGCUCACAGUUUGUUGUGUGCAUUAGCGGUGCGAGAAGAUUUAGGUCCUGGAGCGAUUGCAUUCUCACGAAAACAUCCAUUGGCUUGCUGGUUGUCAACGAUGUUGGUCAUUUUUGCUGGUGGUAUGGUGGCUAACGGGCUAUUGGGCGAACCCGUUUUGGCACCUCUUAAGAACUCACCACAAUUGUACGUAGCCACAAUUGUAUGGUAUAUCGUCUUUUAUACACCACUCGAUAUUGGAUACCAGGUUGCCAAAUUUUUGCCCGUCAAAGUGAUUGCAUGCGCCAUGAAGGAAAUUUAUCGAUGCAAGAAGAUUCAUGACGGAGUAUCACAUGCCGCAAAAUUGUAUCCAAAUGCUUAUGUUAUCAUGAUAAUCAUUGGAACGUUGAAGGGAAAUGGUGCCGGAUUUACGAAAUUAAUCGAACGAUUGAUUCGUGGUGCUUGGACACCGACUGCAAUGGAAUUUAUGCAACCAACAUUCUACACAAAAGCAUCUGUUGUUGCAUCAAUCAUUUUUGUAUUGGACAAAAAGACCGAAUUAAUUUCGGCACCGCAUGCAUUGGUGUACUUCGGCAUUGUCAUUUUCUUGGUUUACUUUAAAUUGUCGUCGAUUUUAUUGGGCAUUCACGAUCCAUUUGUGCCAUUUGAAAACUUAUCGUGUGCUCUAUUCUUCGGCGGUAUCUGGGACAGUUUGGCCAAAAUUGUGGGACGUGGCCAAGCCAAAGAAGAACCAAAAGAUGCAAAGAAAUUGAACUAAUCCGUUUCCGAUCCACUAUUUAUCCAGUUUUAAGUUACCUUCCACCUAGUCACCAAACAACACACACGCUUGACACAGAAACGGUUUUUCCUUCUUCAUUGGACGAGCAGCUAUCACCAUUUCAUUUUAAAAUUUACACAACAUAAUUUGACGAAAAUUGGUUUACAAAACCAAGAACAAAGCAUAAUCGACAAACCAAAAAGAGAAGCUUAAUGCUUUCAAACUACGUUUCACAUUGAGCUAAUAAGCGCGAAAUAUUCUGUUGAUGCUAAACAUACUGUGGGUGGUAUUUAGUUUGGCAUUGUAUUCACAAUAUUUCGACUGUAUGCAGCUACGGACACACAAAAAUUCAUUUUGACCAAGUAUUACAUAAGUUUCAUAUGACGACUCUUCAAUUCGCAAAACUUGUUUCUCUGUUGUUUUUGACGAUUGAAUUGAAUUCUUUUUAAGCAUCGCCCGCCUUAAGUGUGAACAAUUUUACAGGCAAACUUAGCGAUAUGUAUCAUGAAGCACACAAGAGCUACCAUACGUAUAACACGAAAAAUAUGUUCAACUUAUGACUUUAAAUUUAGUGAUUAAAAAUAAAAAUUUUGUGUUUUUUUUACGAUUGAUAACAACAAAA